AUCCUGAUUUCAAAGACCUUGGAGGUCAACCACCUCUUCCUAAGAAAAGAAAAGCCACUAUCCUGGACAGUCUCGACAACACUAAUGUGACCAUUAUAGGCGUGACCUGUGCAGUGGUGAUUAUCCUGCUCACCGUGUCAAUAAUCAUUCAAAUAAAACAGCCACGGAAGAAGUACAUAAUCCGCAGAGAUGAAUUCGACCCCACAUUGCUACACAAGGCCUUUGAGCCCCCACACUACGAGCUGUGCACGUUACGGCAAGCAACCUCAUCCGAUGGUGAUGUUUUACCUGAAGACUUCCCCAAACUGCAGCGCACCUCCUCCAAAUGCAUCCACGGCCACCACUGUGGCUCCCAGGUGUCCAGCAUUCGAGGCAGUCGCAGCGAUCUCAGCCUGCGAGAUGCUGCAGCUAUUCUCUCAGAGAUGGAGCCAACCAUACAACCUCCAUUUCCUCUGCAAGCCACCCCUACUGGCCGCAGGAAUAUCCUAGUGAUGAAGCACAGCUACUCACACGAUGGGGCUGAAGAGUGUGACCUGGAUGAUGAACUUUAUGAUGGGCCCACCACCAGCCGUGGGCGAGCUGCAAUGGACAGAACUGUGCAUCGGUCAGUAUCCAAUGACUUUUAAUGGCUUCCCAUGCAUUUCAGCCCAGCUUUUGGAUAGAUUACUUUCUUUAUUGUCCAUUUUGUCUCUGUUUUAUUUGUAAUAGUCAUGCACUUGUUUAUUAUGUUUGUUGACAGACAAAAUUUCCA
This is a messenger RNA of Sinocyclocheilus grahami, 751 nucleotides long. Its product is annotated as neuropilin and tolloid-like protein 1. NCBI's taxonomy places the organism in Eukaryota, Metazoa, Chordata, Actinopteri, Cypriniformes, Cyprinidae. The transcript is spliced from 2 exons. The annotation marks the transcript as partial. The record is from RefSeq and is a predicted model, not a curated record.